This is a messenger RNA of Merops nubicus (carmine bee-eater), 2990 nucleotides long. RefSeq names its product protein phosphatase 4, regulatory subunit 1 (gene PPP4R1). NCBI's taxonomy places the organism in Eukaryota, Metazoa, Chordata, Aves, Coraciiformes, Meropidae. The record is from RefSeq and is a predicted model, not a curated record. Gene Ontology annotation, molecular function: protein phosphatase regulator activity. Bases 28 to 2793 code for a protein of 921 amino acids. The transcript has 18 exons. Gene Ontology annotation, biological process: protein dephosphorylation.
GAAGAUUAUGGUCCAGACUGUGAUAGCAUGAGGAUAACGGCGUUCUUGGAUAUCCCUGGACAGGAUAACCUAACUCCACUGGCUCGUCUGGAAAAAUAUGCCUUCAGUGAUAACAUAUUUAACAGGCAAAUUAUUGCCAGAGGUCUUUUGGAUGUCUUUCGAGAUUUCAGUAAUAAUGAAGAAGACUUCCUGACUGUGAUGGAAAUAGUGGUCAGGCUCUCGGAAGAUGCAGAACCAACUGUACGUACAGAGCUGAUGGAACAGAUACCAUCUAUUGUCAUUUUUCUGCAAGAAAGUCGACCAAAAUUCCCAACAGCAUUUUUUGAAUACCUUAUGCCCAUAGUAGUGAGAUACCUCACAGAUGUUAACAAUCAGGUUAGAAAGGCAGGUCAAGAAGCACUGCUUAUACUGCUGGAACAAGAUCUUGUUGCUCAGAGUGACAUUGAAAAUAAGGUGUGUCCAAUUCUGUUGGACCUCUCUGCUCCUGAUAGCGAUGAUGAGUACAAGGUGGAAGCUGUGAAUAUAAUCUGUAAAAUGGCUUCAAUGCUGAGCAGAACAACAGUUGAACACAUGCUGCUUCCUCGUUUCUGUGAAUUGUGCAGUGAUGGGAAGUUGUUUCAAGUCCGAAAGAUUUGUGCAGCUAAUUUUGGUGACAUUUGUAAUGCAGUUGGGCAGGAAGCCACAGAAAGAUUGCUGAUUCCCAAGUUCUUUGAACUCUGUUCUGACAGUGUUUGGGGAAUGAGAAAAGCUUGUGCCGAAUGCUUUAUGGCUGUGUCCUACACCACGUCCCCAGAAGUUCGCAGAAGUAAACUAUCUCCACUGUUUAUCAGUCUUAUUAGUGACACUUGCAGAUGGGUUCGUCAAGCUGCAUUUCAGUCUCUUGGCCCAUUUAUUUCUACGUUUGCAAACCCUUCAAGUGCUGGUCUUUACAUUCGAGAAGAUGGAACGCUGAGUAUCCGGCCAUCAACACAAGAUGUGAAUUCCAAUUUCUGUCAGCCGAGCAAUGAUACAACUUCAGUGUCAUCCAGUACAGAUGCUGCAUCGUCCAGUUCAGAACAACCAAUGGAUAUCAAACCAGAAUCAUCAACUGAGGAGACUGCAGCUGAAGUUAAUACAAACCUCUCUGCUGAGAACCUAAAUAAAGAUACAGGGGAAGAAAGUUCAGAUUGUCAGACCAGUCCCGCAGAAGAUGUGUCUCAUUUGUCUCAGGAUGACAAAGUUGCUGCUGGUGUCAUGGAAGUCAAUAAGGGCAGCAGUGUUCCUGGGCUGAACUCAAGGAUACAGUCUGCUGAGGAUGUAUUUAAUACUUUUCUGUACUGGCGCCCUCCUCUGCCUGAUAUAAGUCAGGAUUUGGAGUUGCUUCAGUUCAAGACUGAAAAGCACAAAGACAGCUGUGCCGUGCCAUGUAAUAACUGUGUGGCUAGUAGUGAAAUAAAAAAGGUUCUAGAAAGCUUACAGGAGCACAUGGAUGAUCCAGAUGUUCAAGCUCAGGUCCAAGUGUUGUCUGCUGCUCUCAGAGCUGCUCAGUUUGACUCUGUUGGUGACUGUGAGACCAAAAAGAUGGAAGAGAACAGUGGCAGACUUCAGAACCAAGCUGUUUCAGAUACUACCUGCAGCCAGGUAAAGGAAGGCAGUCUUUCAACGAUGGCCUCCCAGAGUAUCAGUGACCAGUCUGUCACCAGUACACUGAAAAGCACAGACUCAGAGGAGCAACACAGAGAAACCAAUGUGUUCUUAAAGAAGGAGCAAAAGAAUAAUCCACCGUUUGAAGAUGACAAGUCAAAAUUCCAGGAUAUCAUACCUCAGCCUUUGCUAGACCAGUACUUGUCAAUGACAGAUCCAGCUCGAGCCCAGACUGUUGAUACAGAAAUAGCCAAACACUGUGCUUACAGUCUUCCUGGUGUGGCCUUGACACUGGGCAGACAGAACUGGCACUGCCUGAAGGACACGUACGAGACGCUGGCCUCGGAUGUGCAGUGGAAGGUCCGUCGGACAUUGGCUUUCUCCAUCCAUGAGCUGGCAGUUAUUCUGGGGGAUCAGCUAACAGCUGCUGAUCUGGUGCCAAUUUUCAAUGGAUUCUUGAAAGAUCUGGAUGAAGUGCGUAUUGGUGUCCUUAAACAUCUGUAUGACUUUCUGAAGUUACUUCAUGCAGACAAAAGGCGAGAGUAUCUUUACCAGCUUCAGGAAUUUGUGGUGACUGAUAACAGCAGGAACUGGAGGUUUCGUUACGAGCUGGCAGAGCAGCUGAUCCUGAUACUGGAGCUCUACAAUCCCAAUGAUGUCUAUGACUACCUAAGACACAUUGCACUAACUCUCUGCUCCGACAAAGUGUCAGAAGUUCGGUGGAUCUCCUUCAAACUGGUUGUAGCAAUACUACAGAAGUUCUAUGCAAACAAUGCAAGUGCACUGGGAUUAAACUUCAUUAAUGAACUUGUAGUGCGGUUCCGUCACUGCUCCAAGUGGGUUGGAAGACAAGCUUUUGCCUUCAUUUGUCAGGCUGUAGUAGAGGAAGAAUGUAUGCCUGUGGACCAGUUUGUUGAACACUUACUGCCCAGUCUUUUAAGUCUUGCUUCAGAUCCUGUGCCAAAUGUGAGGGUUCUGCUCGCCAAGGCCCUAAGGCAGACCUUGCUGGAGAAAGCUUAUUUUAAAAGUGUUGGCAAUCCUCAUCUGGAAGCUGCAGAAGAGACCAUUCUAGCCCUGCAGUCUGACAGAGAUCAAGAUGUGUCCUUCUUUGCCACCAUAAAACUAAAACAGGGUAACACAGACAGUACUACUAUUGAAAAACAAAACUGAAGUGUUCUUCUGCAGUAAACACUGAACGCCAGAAUGGUUAUUCACCUUAUUUUUGUGGUUAGUAUGAAUAAUGUAGACAAAUAAGGCUUUUGUUACCUACUUGAGCUGGAAAGGGUCUGUUGAGAAAUGUUAUGAUUGUCCUUUCGUGACCAUGUUUAAUUUACAGCUGUUUGGUAUGUGUAAUUCCUUUUGUUUUU